Penicillium nucicola is the source of this 1404-nucleotide messenger RNA. RefSeq lists its product as uncharacterized. The coding region runs from base 1 to 1404 and encodes 467 amino acids. The transcript has a single exon. NCBI's taxonomy places the organism in Eukaryota, Fungi, Ascomycota, Eurotiomycetes, Eurotiales, Aspergillaceae. The record is from RefSeq and is a predicted model, not a curated record.
AUGGAGCUGGCACUCCCCAACGACGUAUUGCUCUUGAUUGGCGAGCAGCUGGAACAGAAGUCAGAUUGUUGGAAUCUUGUCUUCGUCUCUCGUCACUUUCACAACUUGUUUCUCCCCUUUGUCUAUCGCAGAGUUUCCCUGCGCAAUUGGCCAGAUGCCAGCUCCUUUCUGCAUGCCAUCCUCGAUCGACCGGCGCUUGCGCGCGCUGUCCGGGAGCUGGACUUAAGUGACUGGCUUGCGAGCAUUGUUUCAGAUGAGCACGAUAAAAAAAUUACAGAGUCAGCGCAAGUGAAGCAAUGGUUACGCUACCUAUCACACUCAGACAGCGAGAGUCGGCAAUGGACCGAGGAUCUGGGACAAGGCUUGGGAGAUGCCUGGGCUGCGUUGAUACUUCCGCUAUUGAGUCAAUUAAGAAUUCUCCGGGUGAUCUACGCCAGCACUUCUUCUUGGCUGGAUGAGAUCAUGAGGAGAGCUAUCCAGUGUCAAAGGCCGUUCGAGAUGCAGCCGGCAUUCCAGUACCUGCAAGAGAUCUUUCUGCAUCGUUGGGAUAAUCUCAACCGCCACGGCAACUGGGCUGCAAGUGAAGAACAACAGCCAGCGUCAAAUAUUCUCCUACCAUUCUUCAGACUGCCAUCCGUCCGUGUUAUAACCGCAGACUCGGUUGUGGAUCCCAGCAUGGCGAUCACAUCUCCCGAACAAACGACCCAAAACGCCAUCGCUGGUUGCUCUUCAAUUACUGAGAUUGAUCUGCGAUCAAGUAGCGGAAAUCACGGCAUGGAGGCCUUGGUCCUGUCAUGUGCAGACCUCAAGUCCUUUAAAUAUCAGCACUCGGACUCCCACGUUCUUUCUCAUGGAUACCAGCCCUCGGCUUUUUAUCACUCGCUCAGCCAUAGCAAGAGGAGUCUCGAAACAUUGUGGCUGGAUCACCAUGGCAGUCAUUUCCCAUUCACUGCUGCUGGCCUCAAUCAAUCGCAUGAUGAAUGGUUUGGAUCGCUGGUCGAUUUCACUGCACUGCGAGAAUUGCGCGUGCGAUUGCCGAACCUACUGGAUAUCCGAUAUCAGAAUGAACCAACCACACCAUUAUUGGAAUGUCUUCCCUCCUCGCUAGCGACACUGUACAUUGAAGGUUGUGAAGAGAGAAAUCUAGGGAUGCUGGUCUCUCAAUUGCAAAUCGUGGUCAAGAACCGACAAACCCGGUUCCCAAAACUCAAUCGCAUCAAUGUUGAGGGUGCAUUCCAGAAUGUCAGGUCUGGCGACGAUGACCGGAUGACUAGCCCUGGACCAGAAAUCUCCGAAGGAGCAAUGACCAAUAAGAUCUUUCAGGCUGUCGAACCACUGCAUAUUGAUUGUUGCAAUGCUGGUGUUGAACUAUAUCUCCAUGAUCGCGCCCUUUCCACGUCUUGA